Molecule: messenger RNA, 1109 nt
Organism: Corticium candelabrum
Lineage: Eukaryota; Metazoa; Porifera; Homoscleromorpha; Homosclerophorida; Plakinidae
Product: protein ERGIC-53-like
Exons: 10
Coding region: 1-1053 (350 amino acids)
Biological process (GO): endoplasmic reticulum to Golgi vesicle-mediated transport
Cellular component (GO): endoplasmic reticulum-Golgi intermediate compartment; Golgi membrane; endoplasmic reticulum membrane
Molecular function (GO): D-mannose binding
Source: RefSeq, a predicted model, not a curated record
AUGGCGGGGUCCCCAUGGCAACAAAAGCCUUGGUAUCCAGUCCAAAGUGCAGACAUGGCCGCUACAUCGGCUCGUGGCUCAGGUUUGUCCGCGCUUGAGCACAAGGUCACUGUUCAGCAAGGGCUCGAUUUAGAAUGUGAACACGGUCACAUGGCUGACCCUUACAACGAACCCCCUCUGCCAACUCUCCAGUGCUCUGGCGUAGGUGUUGUUCCAAAGAAAAAGGAGUUGAGACAAAUUCGUGGGGGCAAUGUGGCUGGCUUUCAUCCAGCCAAUGUUAGGUAUGAUCACCUUGAAGGUAUCCAUAUUUUAGAUGAUCAUGAUGUUCUCUCCUUCUUGACUACAAGUUUGGGAGCUCCACCACCUGAGCAUAGAAAGGAUGACGGAGAUGAGCCAGUGACUCUUAGUGAUGAUGAGUUAGAGAAGUUGAAUCAAGAGUUUGAGCAAUACUCAAAAUCGUUUGAAGAACAGAAAGAAACAUAUUCGAAGGAGCAUCCUGAUCUUUAUGAUGAAUAUCGAGAUCCAUAUUUAUCUGAUAGUGUAGAAGAAAGAAAUCUCAAUCAGAUUAUGCAGGGACAGAAGGACAUCUUGACUAUUAUCAGAGACUUGUCUAUGAAGUUUGAAUAUUUACGUGAUGAUGUAAAGAAGAAAAGCUUAUCUUCAGCUCAAGUGGCAGCUCGUCCUCCUCAUGGAUUGUCAGAUGAAUUGGGAACUGAAAUGCACACAGUCAUACAGCAGCAAAAGGACAUGCUUCACAAAUUAGAAGGAAUCGAGACCUUACAGAGACACCAAGCAGCUAGUAGUCAGCAGGGAAGUAGUUCUGAGCUUGUAUCUCAUGUUUCAUCAUUGAUUGAAAGCGUCAGACAUGUGCAGCACUCUCUUGAUCAGAUGCAAAACAGACAGGGUGCACCAGCUGAGUGUCCUUCUCUUGACACGAGUGGUUGCUUUCCGACAGUUUACUUUGUUCUGUUUCUUUCAUGUCAAGUGGUGAUGUUUAUUGCGUAUUUGAUCUACAAACACAAAAACGAAACAGCUGCUAAGAAAUUCUUUUGAUAGAGCUGAUGGUGUAGAAACAUGACAGCUUGUGUCAAUACAGACCAAAAUUCAAA